AAGACUGACCCCAAAGUUCUUGCCUACACAGAAGGCCUUCAUGGAAAAUGGAUGUUCAGUGAGAUUCGAGCUGUUUUUUCAAGACGUUAUCUUCUCCAGCACACUGCUUUGGAAGUGUUUAUGGCAAAUAGAACCUCGGUUAUGUUUAAUUUUCCUGACCAAGCAACAGUAAAAAAAGUUGUGUACAGUUUACCUCGUGUUGGAGUGGGAACCAGCUAUGGUUUGCCACAAGCAAGGAGAAUAUCUCUGGCCACUCCCAGACAGCUUUAUAAGUCCUCCAACAUGACUCAGCGCUGGCAGCGACGAGAGAUUUCUAACUUUGAAUACUUGAUGUUCCUCAAUACUAUAGCAGGACGAACAUACAAUGAUCUAAACCAAUACCCUGUAUUUCCAUGGGUGUUAACGAACUACGAAUCAGAAGAGUUGGACCUGACCGUACCAGGCAACUUCAGGGAUCUUUCAAAGCCCAUUGGUGCUUUGAACCCAAAGAGAGCAGUGUUCUAUGCUGAGCGCUACGAGACUUGGGAAGAUGAUCAGACUCCACCUUAUCACUACAACACCCAUUAUUCAACAUCUACUUCUACGCUGGCCUGGCUUGUUCGUAUUGAGCCCUUCACAACAUUCUUUCUUAAUGCAAAUGAUGCAAAAUUUGACCAUCCAGAUCGAACCUUCUCUUCAGUGGCAAGAUCUUGGAGAAACAGCCAAAGAGAUACCUCAGAUGUGAAGGAGUUAAUUCCAGAGUUUUACUACCUACCAGAGAUGUUUGUCAACAGUAACGGAUAUAAUCUAGGUGUCAGAGAGGAUGAAGUUGUUGUAAAUGAUGUUGAGCUUCCCCCUUGGGCAAAGAAGCCCGAAGACUUUGUCCGGAUCAACAGGAUGGCGCUGGAAAGUGAGUUUGUAUCAUGCCAGCUUCAUCAGUGGAUUGACCUUAUUUUUGGCUACAAGCAACGAGGACCAGAAGCGGUGCGUGCACUCAAUGUUUUCCACUAUCUAACAUAUGAAGGCUCUGUGAAUCUGGAUAGUAUCACUGAUCCUGUCCUCAGGGAGAUCCCAGAGGCGUAUUUUAUUAGAGACCCUCAUACUUUCCUCCUUACAAAGGACUUUAUUAAGGCCAUGGAGGCACAGAUACAGAACUUUGGACAGACGCCAUCUCAGUUGCUUAUUGAGCCACAUCCGCCUCGGAGCUCUGCCAUGCACCUGUGUUUCCUUCCACAGAGUCCACUCAUGUUUAAAGAUCAGAUGCAGCAGGAUGUUAUUAUGGUGCUGAAAUUUCCAUCAAAUUCUCCUGUCACACACGUGGCAGCCAACACGCUUCCCCACCUUACCAUUCCUGCAGUGGUAACUGUGACUUGCAGCAGACUUUUUGCAGUGAAUAGAUGGCACAACACAGUAGGCCUCAGAGGAGCCCCAGGAUAUUCUUUGGAUCAAGCCCAUCAUCUUCCCAUUGAAAUGGAUCCAUUGAUUGCCAAUAACUCUGGUGUGAACAAACGGCAGAUCACAGACCUUGUGGAUCAGAGCAUCCAGAUCAAUGCGCAUUGUUUUGUGGUCACAGCAGAUAAUCGCUACAUUCUUAUCUGUGGCUUCUGGGACAAGAGCUUUCGGGUUUAUUCUACAGAAACAGGAAAAUUAACUCAAAUUGUUUUUGGCCACUGGGAUGUAGUUACUUGCCUUGCCAGAUCAGAAUCCUAUAUUGGUGGUGAUUGCUAUAUUGUCUCUGGAUCUCGUGAUGCUACAUUGCUUCUUUGGUACUGGAGUGGCCGACAUCAUAUUAUAGGAGAUAAUCCAAAUAGCAGUGAUUAUCCUGCUCCUAGAGCUGUUCUAACUGGUCAUGACCAUGAAGUUGUCUGUGUAUCGGUCUGUGCAGAGCUGGGACUUGUUAUCAGUGGUGCUAAAGAAGGUCCUUGUCUGGUACACACAAUCACUGGAGAUUUGCUGAGAGCACUUGAAGGAACUGAAAACUGCUUGUACCCUCGCUUAAUUUCAGUAUCUAGUGAAGGCCACUGCAUCAUCUACUAUGAGCGAGGACGGUUCAGCAAUUUCAGCAUCAAUGGCAAACUCUUAGCUCAGAUGGAGAUCAAUGACUCAACCAGGGCCAUCCUCCUGAGCAGUGAUGGACAGAACCUGGUGACUGGCGGGGACAAUGGAGUAGUGGAAGUGUGGCAGGCUUGUGAUUUUAAACAGCUCUAUAUUUACCCUGGCUGUGAUGCUGGCAUUAGAGCAAUGGACUUGUCUCAUGAUCAGAGAACUCUGAUUACUGGCAUGGCUUCUGGUAGCAUUGUAGCUUUUAACAUAGAUUUUAAUCGGUGGCAUUAUGAGCAUCAGAACAGAUACUGAAGCUGAAUGAAGAACUGAAAGCCAAGGUAAAGCUGAGAGCACAAGUGCUACAAUGAAAGGCGUAAUCUCUGGUGGAAAAACACGUCUGCAUUGACCUCUGUUGUACAUUCCAUUACACCCAGCAAUAGCUGUACAUUGUAGUCAGCAACCAUUUUAUUUUGUGUGUUUUUUCACAACUGAACACCAGCUGCUGAAAAGCAAGCUUGUAUCAUGUAAAUUAUAUGAAUUAGGAGAUGUUUUGGUAAUUAUUUCAUAUAUCUUUGUUUAUUGAGAAAAGGUAGUAGGAUGCGCCACAAGAGACUUCUGAAAAUUCUGAGGAACCUUGUGUCCAGUUGUUACGAUGUUUAGUCUGUGAAUCUAACAUGCAUCCCAUUUCCAGUCUCUUUUCAAGCUGAGAAAAAAAAAUGUUUGAUACUUUGUACAUCAGAUGCACAUCUUAACUUUGAAGGGAUACUUUUGUAAAAGUAAAACCUUGUAUAAAGAACAAAAAUGUUUCUUAAUUUUAUUGUGGAGUUACAACUUGCAUGUACUUUAAACCUGAUGUCUUGAUGGAACAGGGGUAUUCACACAAAUCAAACUAGAGAUCUAUCUAAGGCUGCAGCUUGCAUUAAAGGGUUGAAUUUGGAUGCUAUCAGUAAUUUUGACAUUUUCACCAAAAUAUGUUUUUCACUUUUUAAAUCUAAACUCAUUCUCUUCCAAGUGGAGUUUUGCUCAUGAAGCAUUUGGAUAAUAAGCCAUCAUUUGCCAUACUUAUACAAUGAAAGUUAAAUUCUUCCCUUUUAAACUUAUAGACAAAUCAGAAAGGGAGCGUAGUGGAAAGGUUCUGUUUUUCAUUAUAUCAUCAAGAGUCUUGUAAUGCUUUAUAGUGCUUAGUGACUCCCAACACGGCAAGAGUGCUGUACUUCUGGAUUCAUCACAUUUGGCAUAUGAUCCACUGAGGGAAGAGAGCCUCAGUUACAUUUUUCUUAUUUUUCCUCUGAAUAGCUUGGUUUGUUUAACAACCUUAGCUUUUAUUGCAAAGAUAAGUUAUUCUUUUAGGUUCUUCUGAAAAUCUCACCGGAAGUCACAUUCUCAGCCUAAGGCACUUCAUGUUUUACAAUACUGUAAUGAUGACUAUCAGAAUAAUUUUCCACACAUUGUACUGAUCAAAUUACACACCAAGGGGUAUAUACACUUUACUUCAUGUUUCUUCUUUGUAUAUUUGGUGACUGUAUUGUCAUAGAUGUACAUAGUGUGUCGGUAGGGCUAUGAGGCAUGUAACAGGAAUGUAAUUUUCUCAGAAUUUACACUCACUUGCAGUCAUUUAUUUAAAAUGAUACUGGAUUCUUUGUAUUGGCACUUUGCACCAGAAACAUAUCAUUAUUUAUUGAUGUGAUUACUUAUUUGUUAUCCACCUUGUAUUAGUAAGUUUUAGCACUGAAUUCCUUCUUCAUUGUUGUUUGUAUUUAAAAUAUUCUGAAAUCAUGGGGAAUCAAUGUAAUGAUUAAGUUAUUCAUGACCAGUCUGUAAGCAAUAUCUUGAGUUUAUAGCUUAGAAUUGGGAGAAUACUGAACAUCUGGAAGACAAGUUCAUUUCAUCUUGAGAUCAUGGUGAAAUAUUUUGGAUAUAUGAAUUCCUUAAGCUAUUGUAACCAUGUUUUAUUGCAAAGAUGUAAAAUAUGCCAGAUGUGUGUGAGUUGGAAAUCCAAAAAAGAAAAAUAAAAUAUGCAAAGAAUUCA
Messenger RNA from Chelonoidis abingdonii (Abingdon island giant tortoise), 4051 nucleotides. Lineage: Eukaryota; Metazoa; Chordata; Testudines; Testudinidae. The record is from RefSeq and is a predicted model, not a curated record.